AAUUUUGAAAUAUUAUUUUAUAAAGUUUUCCAUAAUAAAUAUUUAUUUAAUUAUAUAAUUAAACAAAUUCAAAUUACCGAAUGGAUAGAAUAUGAAGAUACUGAUCAAAUUAAUUUAGAUAAUAGAAAGAGAUUCAAAGAUAUUGUAUCACUAAAAUGGAUGAUAAAAAAUAAACAAUAUCAACUAUUGAAAUGCAAAUUAUAUGCAAACGAACUAAUAGAUAUAGAU
Messenger RNA from Dictyostelium purpureum, 228 nucleotides. RefSeq lists its product as uncharacterized. Lineage: Eukaryota; Evosea; Eumycetozoa; Dictyosteliales; Dictyosteliaceae. The transcript has a single exon. The annotation marks the transcript as partial. The record is from RefSeq and is a predicted model, not a curated record.